Varroa destructor (honeybee mite) is the source of this 1185-nucleotide messenger RNA. RefSeq lists its product as uncharacterized. The record is from RefSeq and is a predicted model, not a curated record. Lineage: Eukaryota; Metazoa; Arthropoda; Arachnida; Mesostigmata; Varroidae.
GUUUGUUCGUUCAAUGGCCAGUAAAUCAUGAAGUCGCAAAUAUCCUUGGCGAGCUGAAUCUUCUCGUGUCCCUUUGUUACCUUCAAUUGUUUCGAAGUGCUAACCAAGGCUUCCUAAAGAAGACAUCUUUUUACUUCUGCUCAUUCUAACGAUGCUUCUCAUCCGGUACACACUUGUGUUGGCGACGGCAAUUGUCGGCAGCGCGUUUGCUUGGUUCGGACCUUUAGCGCCAUUCGAUGACUAUGGAAAGCUUUAUGAACUUGGCCUAAGUGGUGGAACGUACUACGGAUACCAGUAUGUCCCCCGACAUCCUGGUCAUGCUAAUGUGCCAGCAAAACGUGCUGAUCUUAAUGUAUCCAUAGCUGUAAAGAAGCCACCUAUCGUUCGACAGGCUGCUCCAUUUCUUCACGGACAAGGCAAGGGUCAAUUCAAUGUUGUUUCACGCGCCUUCGAAAGUACGGAUGCACGUAAACUUUCCAAGCCUUUCCUUACGCCCGUAACUCGCAACAAUAAUGGAUACGCCUAUCACAGAGUCCCAUUAGCCCUAGUUCAAGGAGGUUUCGUCGGCCACCAUCUUGGCAUACCCGUUGUGCACGGGAUCGUUGAAGCUGGUGUUCCAGUUUCGCUUGCCCCGGGAUUGUAGACACUGAAUCCGAUCUAUGAAAGUUGCACAGGGAAUCUUUCGAACAGCAUACUCUAAUCCGAUAUAGUAUACAAACAGCAUGUGCCUGUUGUAAUGAGAAUAGAGAAAAAAAGAAACAGGAAUGGUUCUUAAAGUAUGCACAAGCUACAAAUCUGAGACUCUUCCGUCGUUUUAUAAUAAUAAUAAUAAUAACAAGUUUAUAGAAGGAACAGACCUUCGUACAUUAAAAAACCACACAUAUUUGAACCAACUUAGAAAGUAGCUUUAGUCGCUGACCUUCUGUUUGCUGUUUUUGGCCAGAUCGGGAAAUGUGUAAGUUAACUUGAAACCUUUAAAACUGUCUCUCGCAAACUAUGGUUUACUGAAAAAUCUUUUUUCCAUUUUGCCGUGACUGUAUCGUUUGUAUUUUAUCGUGACUUUGUUAUCGCACUAGAUGAGUGCACAUUCGCGAUAAGAUAUAAUAUAUAAGUCAUAUGUGAUAUAAUAUAUACGUUACGAAUAAAAUAUUGCUACUACAUUGCGUUGGAUGUGUUAAACGAAAG